Messenger RNA from Pezoporus occidentalis (night parrot), 4004 nucleotides. It is a transcript of the gene KCNH5, whose product is annotated as potassium voltage-gated channel subfamily H member 5. The transcript is spliced from 12 exons. Gene Ontology annotation, molecular function: voltage-gated potassium channel activity. Gene Ontology annotation, biological process: regulation of membrane potential; potassium ion transmembrane transport. Gene Ontology annotation, cellular component: plasma membrane. The record is from RefSeq and is a predicted model, not a curated record. Bases 52 to 3093 code for a protein of 1013 amino acids. NCBI's taxonomy places the organism in Eukaryota, Metazoa, Chordata, Aves, Psittaciformes, Psittacidae.
CCGCCGCCGCCGCUGCCGCGCACUCCCGGCCCCCGAUCCCGGCGCUGCAGGAUGCCGGGGGGCAAGAGAGGGCUGGUGGCACCGCAGAACACCUUCCUGGAGAACAUCGUCCGGCGCUCAAGCGAAUCCAGCUUUUUGUUGGGAAAUGCCCAGAUUGUGGACUGGCCUGUAGUUUAUAGUAAUGACGGGUUUUGUAAACUUUCUGGGUAUCAUCGAGCUGACGUCAUGCAGAAGAGCAGCACUUGCAGUUUUAUGUAUGGUGAACUCACUGACAAGAAGACCAUUGAAAAAGUCAGACAGACUUUUGACAACUAUGAGUCAAACUGCUUUGAAAUUCUCCUCUACAAGAAAAACAGAACCCCAGUUUGGUUCUACAUGCAAAUUGCACCCAUAAGAAAUGAGCAUGAAAAAGUGGUUUUGUUCUUGUGCACUUUUAAGGAUAUCACUUUAUUCAAACAACCGAUUGAAGAUGAUUCAACAAAAGGUUGGACGAAAUUUGCUCGGCUGACGCGGGCCCUGACAAACAGCCGGAGCGUACUGCAGCAGCUAACGCCAAUGAACAAAGCUGAGGUGGUGCACAAGCACUCCCGGUUAGCAGAAGUUGCAAACAUCUCCUUAACAAUGCAGAUGGUGCAACAAGUGAAUGCCUUCAGGUUAACUGAUGAAAUGGAGGUUCUCCAGCUGGGAUCUGAUAUUCUUCCUCAGUACAAGCAAGAAGCUCCAAAGACUCCACCACACAUUAUACUACACUAUUGUGCUUUUAAGACCACUUGGGACUGGGUCAUUUUAAUUCUAACCUUCUACACAGCAAUUAUGGUUCCAUACAAUGUCUCCUUCAAAACCAAACAGAACAACAUUGCCUGGCUUGUGCUGGACAGUGUCGUGGAUGUUAUUUUUUUGGUUGACAUUGUUUUGAACUUUCAUACAACCUUUGUUGGCCCUGGUGGAGAGGUUAUCUCUGAUCCCAAACUCAUAAGGAUGAACUACCUGAAAACAUGGUUUGUGAUUGAUCUUCUAUCCUGUUUACCGUAUGACAUCAUCAAUGCCUUUGAGAAUGUGGAUGAGGGGAUCAGUAGCCUCUUCAGCUCCCUAAAAGUGGUACGUCUGCUACGACUCGGUCGAGUUGCCAGGAAGUUGGACCAUUAUCUGGAAUAUGGUGCUGCUGUACUGGUGCUGUUGGUGUGUGUAUUUGGACUGGUGGCCCACUGGCUAGCCUGCAUAUGGUACAGCAUCGGGGACUAUGAAGUUAUUGAUGAAGUCACUAAUACAAUCAAAACAGAUAGCUGGCUCUACCAGUUGGCACUGAGUAUCGGGACACCAUAUCGAUACAACACCACUGGCUCAGGGCAGUGGGAAGGAGGACCCAGUAAAGACUCCUUGUACAUAUCCUCUCUCUACUUUACCAUGACAAGCCUUACAACAAUAGGAUUUGGAAACAUAGCACCAACGACUGAUGGAGAGAAGAUUUUUUCAGUGGCCAUGAUGAUGGUUGGCUCUCUUCUUUAUGCAACUAUUUUUGGAAACGUCACCACCAUUUUCCAGCAAAUGUAUGCCAACACCAACCGAUACCAUGAGAUGCUGAACAAUGUGAGGGAUUUCCUAAAAUUAUAUCAAGUCCCAAAAGGCCUUAGUGAAAGAGUCAUGGAUUAUAUUGUCUCAACCUGGUCCAUGUCUAAAGGAAUUGACACAGAGAAGGUUCUCUCAAUUUGCCCAAAGGACAUGAGAGCAGAUAUAUGUGUGCACCUAAACCGGAAAGUUUUUAAUGAGCAUCCUGCCUUCCGGCUGGCUAGCGACGGCUGCCUGCGAGCCCUGGCUGUGGAGUUUCAGACAAUCCAUUGCGCCCCGGGAGACCUCAUCUAUCACGCUGGGGAAAGUGUUGAUGCUCUUUGCUUUGUGGUCUCAGGAUCCCUAGAAGUCAUCCAGGACGACGAGGUGGUGGCUAUUUUAGGUAAAGGCGAUGUGUUUGGUGAUAUCUUCUGGAAAGAAACCAGUCUGGCCCAUGCGUGUGCCAAUGUACGGGCUCUGACAUACUGCGAUUUACAUAUUAUUAAACGAGAAGCCUUGCUUAAAGUGUUGGACUUUUAUACGGCUUUUGCAAACUCAUUCUCAAGGAAUCUCACUCUCACCUGCAAUUUGAGGAAACGGAUCAUCUUCCGGAAGAUCAGUGAUGUCAAGAAAGAAGAAGAGGAGCGCCUGCGCCAGAAGAACGAGGUGACGCUGAGCAUCCCUGUGGAUCACCCCGUGCGGAAACUCUUCCAGAAAUUCAAACAGCAAAAGGAAAUGCGUAAUCAAGGCUCAACCCACAUCGACCCAGAAAGGAAUCAACUUCAGGUGGAAAGCCGGAGCGUGCAGAAUGGGGCCUCCAUCACAGGCACCAAUGUGGUUACUGUGUCUCAGAUCACCCCCAUCCAGACAUCCCUGGCUUAUAUGAAAACCAGUGAGGCCGUGAAGCAGAACAACAGGGAUGCGAUGGAGCUCAAGCCAAAUGGAAAUGGAGACCAAAAAUGUCUCAAAGUAAACAGUCCCAUGCGGAUGAAAAAUGGGAAUGGGAAAGGGUGGCUUCGACUGAAGAACACAAUGGGGACCCAUGAGGAGAAGAAGGAGGACUGGAACAAUGUCACGAAGGCUGAGUCCAUGGGGUUGCUGUCCGAGGAUCCCAAGUCCACUGACUCAGAGAAUGGUGUAAAUAAAAACCCACUGAGGAAAACAGACUCUUGUGACAGUGGAAUAACAAAAAGUGACCUUCGCUUGGAUAAAGCUGGUGAGACUCGCAGCCCCCUGGAGCACAGCCCCAUCCAGGCUGAUGCUAGGUAUCCUUUCUACCCUAUUCCUGAGCAGGCCUUACAAACCACGUUGCAGGAAGUCAAGCAUGAACUCAAAGAAGAUAUCCAGCUGCUAAGCAGUAGGAUGGCUGCCCUUGAGAAGCAGGUGGCAGAGAUUUUAAAAAUAUUGUCUGAAAAGAACGUACCCCAGAUCUCUUCCCCCACGUCUCAUUUAUCACCCCAGCACCCCCUCCAGAUACCCCGUCAGGAUAUUUUUAGUGUUUCAAGGCCUGCCUCACCUGAAUCAGAAAAAGAUGAAAUCCACUUUUAGCAUAUACCUAUGUGUAUAUAUGUAUACAGUAUAUAUGCAGAGGUGUAUAUAUACCUUUAUACAUAUAUAUGUGUGUGUGUAUACAGUAAAUAUAUAUACAUAUAUAUUUUCACUUGCAUCCAAUAUGACUUGAACACACCAAGGAUUUUGAUAUGUAAAUAUUGCAUGUCCAGCUGGAUUCUGGCCUGCCAAAGAAACAAUUAUUAACAUAGAUAUUGCUUGUAUAAUAUGCAGUUGACUGCAUGCACACUUUACAUUUAUUUAUAAUCUCUAUUAUGUAAUAAAAGAAUGACUUUUGUGUAACAAAGGCAAUGUACUAUUUAAAGAAUCAGGGUCUAACCUGCCAAUAUUGCCAUGACAGUUUUGAUCUCAGGCUGGGUGAAUUGAGCUUUUAUUUCCUCACUGUACUUUCUGCCGAGUUAAACAGUAGAUUAACAUGAUGUGGAGGAACUCCAAUUAGCUCAGACUCCAAUUAGUAUUAUUUUCUGUAUCAUUCCAUUGCAAUAUACUGUAUAGUUGGUGAUAAAUUCCCCUACUCCUCCUAAAAGGGAGGGCUUCGCUCAGUGGCCAAGGAAGGUCACCAUGUCUGGUGCUGGGGGGAUCACUGGAAUUUAUUUAUGUGGGUAUUGUGCAUGCACAGCCUUUUAUUUCAAGUAUCUGCCUGCUCUUUAAACAUCGUAAGUAAGGAAUAAUAAUGGUGAUUUAUGUAACAAAAUGAAACUAACACAAACUCUCUCAGCUGCACUCCCUGAGUGUUUGGAGGUAACUUUCUUGGAAGCCUCCUUUUACUCAUGCCAUUUUUACUGAACUGUUAGAGUAAAAUCAUGCAGAUUUUCUUUGCAACACUCAGCGAUGGUGUCCGGUUCUGUCAGUAUCUUCAAUAGGAUAUCCCAUUUUUGUAGGGUUGAGCU